CAGUUGGGGACCGUCGGGGACAGCAGGGGGGUAGAGGGGGAGAGGGGGACGAGAGGAGGGAGAGGGACGCCUCCCGCCCCCGGACAGACGUCCGUCCUUCAGUUCUUCUCCAAACUGCGGCGCCACGCCAGCCUGGAGGGGGCGGGGCCUUACUUCAGGAAGUGGAAGUUUGACAGCAGUCAUCGCGCCGCCAGUCUGGACGCCCAAGGCUCUCCUAAAAGGAAGCCGUUCCACAGACAGAGAGCAGCCAGUGACACAACGGAGCAGACUGGGGAAGACUCCUCCCCCCUGGGGGAAGACUCCUCCCCCCUGGGGGAAGACUCCUCCCCCCUGGGGGAGACGUGGCCCCUCCCCCCCCUCCCCUGCCCUCCAGGCUGGGUCCAGCUGCUGUCUGCAGGGUCCCUGUCGCCCCCCGCCACCCCGCCCUCACCCUCCAUCUCCAGCAGGGUGGAGGUGGAGGCAGUGGUGGAGGCCGAGAGCAGCUUAUCCAGAACAGGGAGAGAGGGCCCCCCUCCACGGCUGGAGGGAGAGGCUGGGGGAGAGGCUGGGGGAGAGGCUGGUGCCAGGAUAGAGCUGGGGGGAGAGACCGAGACAGAAACAGCAACAAGAACAGAACCUGCAGACACUGUAGAAGUAUGGUCGGGGCCUGGAGAGAAGGAGGAGGAAGGGGCCACGGCCGGGGUGGAAGACAGGAUGGAGACCAGCAGGAGGACGGAGGAGAAGCCAGCGGGGGCCCCGGGGGCAGGAUGGAGGUCUGAGCCAGGGGCCCCGGGGGCAGGAUGGAGGUCUGAGCCAGGGGACCCGGGGGCAGGAUGGAGGUCUGAGCCAGGGGCCCCGGGGGCAGGAUGGAGGUCUGAGCCAGGGGCCCCGGGGGCAGGAUGGAGGUCUGAGCCAGGGGACCCGGGGGCAGGAUGGAGAUCCGAGCCAGGGCCAGAGCCAGGGGCAGCCGGGGGCAGGUCUGGCUCCGGGGCUGGGGCUCCCAUUGGGCUGGAGGAGCCCAGGACGGGGGCCGGCCAACGGGAGGACGGGGGAGCGGAGGGGGGCCUGGGGGCCGAGGCAAGGAGGGGGUCGGACUCCUUCUGUCUCAGUCGUCAGGAGAGCUUGUCGCUGUACCGGGACAUCUGGAGCCUGCGGGCCUCUCUGGAGCAGUACGCCUCCUCCGACCAGAGCAGCACCGACAGGGAGUCGGUCCGCAGCGACGCCGACAGCAUCUGCUCGCUAGGGGGCGCCGGAGCGCGGGCUGGCCUGGACAGCUGCCUCUCCCAGGACCUGGACGACGAACCCGAGGGGGAGCCGGGAGACGGGGGAGACAGAGGGGCGGAUAGCAGGGAGGGGGAGGCGGGGAACGGGGGAGGAGGGGGAGGUGGGGAGGGCGAGGGAGGUGGCAGGAAACUGCUUCAGAUGGACAGUGGCUACGCCUCUAUCGAGGCGCCGUCGAGAGCCCCGGAGGAGCUGAGAUUGUUCGGGGCCCCGGGGGGCCCUCGGGGGAAGACGGCGUCCGAGAGGAGGCUGUUCUUCACCAGAUCCGGCAGGAAGGGUUCGGUGUGUGAGAGCUUCGAGACGCGGUUGUUCCAGGAGGAGCUGGAGGACCAGAUCUCCCUGGGGGAGGGAGCCUCUGAGCGGGGAGAGCAGCCAGGGGCGAGGCCCCCUCCUGGUUCUGGACAACAGACCCUCACUCUCCACACACCCUCUCCCCCUCCUCCCGGACAACCCCAGCAGGCUCAACCUCAGCUGGCCCCACCCCCUCUGAUCAAGCCCCUCCCCCCGGCCUCCCCUCACCGCCCCCGUCUGCGUCGCCGGGACUACAGCAUCGACGAGAAGACGGACGCGCUCUUCAAUGAGUUCCUCCGCCACGACCCUCGCUUCGACCAGCCCGACUCCCCGCUGCGCUCGCGCCAUCGCUCCCGCGUGCACCUGAGGAAGCAGUGGCAGAGACACAAGCAGUACAGCGACCCCGGGGCGGGGGCCGGGGGGCCGGGGGCAGGGGGGGGCAGGUACUCCCCCUCCUUGGAGAGGCAGCGGUUCACCCCGCUCCGGAGGGGGGAGAGCGCGGGGUACCCCCUGGACACGCGCUACCACAGCACUCUCUCACGGAUCGCAUCCGCCGCCGAUGAGGAGGCCAAUGAGGGGGGGGCUGGCGAGGGGGCAGCCAAUGAGGGCGAGGAGGGGAAAUCGCUAGCCGGUGAGAGAGCGACGGGCGAGGCCACAGGAAGUAAAGGUUCGGAGGGUGAGGGUGUGUCAAAGGAUGAUCGUGAGUCAACCAGUGAGGACCGAGACCUUGGGAUUUCAACCAAUGAGGACCGAGCCAGGGGGCCACCCGAGACAUUCAUUGGACAGGCUGGUGGGAUGGACCCCAGAGUGGACAACAGAAACAACAACAGCAGCCAAGCCAUCCUAUCAGAGAAGCCCUUUACCCCGACCCGUCCAAUCACACAAAGCCUCCCUAGCGCCCUCCCCCCCGACGCUCAUCGUCUCUCUACCAGGCCCCCUCACCCCCCAGGGGGCUACCGCAGCCCAGGCUCCUUCACUCAGCCCCAGCGCCAGAGAAGCCUGGAAGACAAGCUGGCUGGUACCCUGGAGGACAGGCUCUACGCUGGGCUGAGGAGGACAGGCCAGUCCCAGGCUCUGGGCCUUGGCCAGCGGGAGUGUGUAGGGGUUGUGACCAUCUCCUCCUCCCCUGACCACAGCCCUGUGUGACGGACACCUCCCCCCUCGACCCUCCCCCCCUCGCACCCCCCUCGACCCCGCCCCCUCGACCCUCCCCCCUCAACCCUGCCCCCUCGACCCCGCCCCCUCGACCCUCCCCUCUGUUCAAGACGUUUCGUUUUUCUAUGGCAUUUGAAACUCGUCCACAGUGAGACCUUAGCCUUGUGGUGUUCCAAUAGACAGUAGAAGCAGCAGAGACAGUACACUGACUGUGUGGUUCAUAGAACAGCAUAGGACUCCCCCACCUUCAUCACUGCCCCGCACCCCCACCUCUCUCCCCAACCCUUCUCUCAAUCUUGUAUCUUCCAGUGUGUUCCAUACAGACUUUUGAUUUCACUGUGACACCAGGGAGAGGUGCCAGCCUUUCCUUCUGGAUGUUGAGGAUUCUUUGCCGUCGACUUUGGUCUGCUAACGCUCCAGUUACUCUUAUAAGACAGGGAAACCAGCCCAUGUUGGCUUUCCCCUGGAGAUUUUUGUGAGGAGACGUAGGGAAUGUUUUGUUGGGCUUCUUCUUUCCCUGCUUAUGGCAGUCUGAGUUCUCUCCUUUUUGCAUCCCCCCCCCCUCCCCCGGCGCACUAGCGUACUUGUACGGCAUGCUGUGUGUAAACCACGUGAGUGACUACUGUACAGUUUUAAUCACGCAAAACAAAGCACUUUGAUGGGAUUGAAGGUUACGUGACAUUUGUCUCAUUCGUUCUCCUGAUUUCUCAUCCUUUUCUCAUCAUCCUCAAGUGUCCUUCAACACCUCAACGUUCAUGUGUCCUCAUCCAUGAAGUAAAAAAAAAAAUGAUUAAAUAAAAACAUGUCCAGUCAUACAACUGUGGUU
Messenger RNA from Osmerus eperlanus (European smelt), 3532 nucleotides. Its product is annotated as collagen alpha-1(II) chain. The annotation marks the transcript as partial. Gene Ontology annotation, cellular component: plasma membrane; secretory granule. NCBI's taxonomy places the organism in Eukaryota, Metazoa, Chordata, Actinopteri, Osmeriformes, Osmeridae. Gene Ontology annotation, biological process: negative regulation of calcium ion-dependent exocytosis; negative regulation of voltage-gated calcium channel activity. The transcript is spliced from 4 exons. The record is from RefSeq and is a predicted model, not a curated record. Gene Ontology annotation, molecular function: transmembrane transporter binding.